Molecule: messenger RNA, 420 nt
Organism: Postia placenta MAD-698-R-SB12
Lineage: Eukaryota; Fungi; Basidiomycota; Agaricomycetes; Polyporales; Adustoporiaceae
Exons: 5
Coding region: 1-420 (139 amino acids)
Source: RefSeq, a predicted model, not a curated record
AUGCGCGGAAAGAUAAAGGGCUCCCCCAGAUCGGAGUGGGAGUUUGAGGUCCACGAGACAACGAACAGGCAGCGAGGGCUGUGUCGACCCGUCGUAGGCAAAACACCGUCCAUAGCACUGAGGCACCACGACGCCGUCGCUCCCUCGUACGUGGCAGCGGCUGAGAAAAGUAUACGCAAGGCGGUAGUGGCCGCAGAUCUGCGGCGGAUUCGCGAGGAUAGUAUGGGGGCUCGGGGCAACGCGAACUUGAUAUAUGAUGAAGACGGAGACGUCACUGAGCUUGACGAAUGCAAUGCGAGCAACGCGCGUGAUGGCUCCGACGUGGUCAACCUCUCGUACACGACGGAGGUCGAGGAAGGUAGAGACAAGGAUAUAGUAGCGGGGCGUGCAGCAGAGGAUACGCAAUUUGUGGUGAUUUGA